AUGAUAGACCACAUUCUUGGUCGCCCAAACCCCUCAUGGAAGCGCACUCAGGUGUUCCUCGUUGUAUUCUUCUGGCUAUGGCGUAUCAUGCGGGGUAACCCUGGAGGUCCUCGAUUCCUAUGGCUAAGGAGAGCCAACAGAUCCUUACAGCGCUUCACCCCAUGGCAGAUAAUUGUCAGUACCUUGACCGCCGUUUAUGCGCUCCGGAACCUGGAUAAAAUUAUCGGCCUUGGAUCACCUGAACCGCUUGCUCGCUUGUACUCCCCCUCGUAUUACCGAGCCACAUGGAUCACAACAGGACUGGACGCUGGGUUCGCCACUGCUCUGUCUAUUCGUCCAAAGUGGCUCCGAGACACCUGUUCGGUCUUGUUCUCUGUGUACUAUAUUAUCUACGCGAAUGAAGCGGACGAGAAGCUCCGUAGAUUCCGUGCAGUCCCCACUGUCGAAAUGUUAAGAGCUACCUGGGAGAAGACUACGAAUCCACUUAUACGCCUCUUCACCUACCUCCCUAGUAUUCCUAUUCGUAGGAAGAUCUUACUGCCCAGGCCUCAAUCAUCAUCUUACCAGCGUCCGAUCACUGCAUACCUAUUCUUUGCCCUUCCGGAGAAGCGGCUCUGCAAGGCGACGGACCUGAUUCUUGACUUCCCUGGUGGUGGAUUCGUAGCCAUGUCCCCCGAGCAUCACGAAGAGCGCCUUCGUACCUGGGCCAUCAGCACUGGUCGCCCCGUAUUAUCCAUAGACUAUGGCAAAGCUCCCGAAUACCCGUACCCUUUUGCCAUCGACGAGGCAUUCGAUACGUAUCGAGUCUUGGUCGAAUCUGCUGGGGCCGUCCUUGGUAUGUCUGGAAAGAAGUUGAACAUAAUCAUGUCAGGCGAUUCUGCUGGUGCCACAAUCGCUGUCAACGUAGUCAUCAAGAUCAUCGAACGGAAUAACCCACUCAAUGGACCUCCUCCUGCAAUGUUGUUGCCUUUACCACUGUCCCUUGUCAUGAACUAUGCCGCUCUCGACUUCAACUUCACAUCCUGGAUGACGAAAGACAACUUACGAACGCUUCGAUCCGAACAUUCAUCUGGCUAUCUUCCUGGCCUUAGGGAGCUUGCAGCGCAGAAGGAUCACUUACAGCACGUCAGUCCCCUCAGUAUGGUGGGGGAUAAGAAACAUCUGCGAAGGAAGGGGUUACGAAGAAAGCAGAGCUGGAAGGACACGUUAAGGUCGUUAGCUGGGUCUGACAAGGAGAACAACCUGUCCAGCGCGACCGGCAGUGUAGCUUUGAAGCCUCGCAAGUCCACUUCUGCACUCAAAUCACCUGCCACUCGACCUUUGGCGAGGCGACGACAUUCUGCACUGACAAUCGAAGACAGGGGGACACUGGCAGAUGCUGAAAGCGAGGACGACGAGGAAUACUAUCAGCGGCUGCGAGAGGAAGACAGACCCAUUGAGGCCCGCGUCCGGCACCGUCCGUCAAUUGACAUGACAUACAUUACUGACCAGGCUGUUCUGGAGGAGAGACAGAAACAGGUAUCAGCUGACACCACUCCGAUCAAAGGCAGGGUCAAAGAGCCCAUUGGUACCAGGUUGACAAUGACGAGUCGCACCGGUUACUUCCAGGAUAGAAUCAUUUCUCCAAGCAUGAUGCGAGCCAUGGCGAUCCUUUACAUUGGUCCCUACCAUAACCCCGACUUUGCGACGGACUAUCACAUUUCUCCCAUACUGGCGCCUAGCUACAUCCUGGCACAAUUCCCUCCUGUCUUGAUGCAGUGUGGAGAGAAGGAUCCGUUUGUUGAUGAUACCGUCAUCUUCGCCGGCAGGUUGCGCGAGGCCAAACGAGCUCGGAAAGCUGAGCUUGAUUUAGCCAUUUCGGGCAAGAGCGCCCGGUUCGGGGAAUCAUUGAAGAUGAGCACUGCGAGGGAAUCGAUGGAUAGCCAACAAUUAUUGUCGCUGAAACGGGAAAGAGAUAAGCUUUCCAGAGAGACGGACGAUGACUGGGUGGAGUUGGUGAUCUUCUCAGACUGGAGCCACGGCUAUCUUCAGAUGCCGACACUGAUGGGAGAAGCGAAGGCAGUUAUCGAGGAGUUGGCUGAUUGGAUUGAUGAUGCAUUCCGAAGGCAUUCGUCUGGGUAUGGAGAUGCAGCAGAAACCGAGCUCACGGAGGACAGCCGGAUUCUUCCCACUCCUGACUGGGUACAGACGGUCCGAACUGGGAGUACCACCGCAUCGGAGACGGAGGCUGAAGACUCGAUGAUCACGUUUGUGCCGAAGAAGUACCAGAGUCCCCCGGAGGUUCACACGGAAGAUGAUGGGGUUGAAGCAGGGACGACGACUGAGAUUAGUAGUGGUGAUCAUGAAGCCGACGGUGGGAGUGACAUCACGACAGCAGAGACUAUUGGUGCACUGGCGAGUGGUCAUGCUACGGGUGGCAGCAGCAACGUCACGCCGAGCAAGCGACAAGGCGGGCAGACUAUCAGUGAAACGGAACUAAUGAGACGUCGCCGACUCCUGGACGCGCACAUCUUCGAGUCACCCAACAAGAUCAUGGACUUUGAUACCUCGGCACGAUCCUGGAACGGCAACUUUAAUUCCCAGCCUGCCCCUUACCACGACUCCCACCAACACUAUAACCAGGUCCCUGCCGUUCCCUAUUAUACAAACAACUCCUCCGCUCUCAACCACCACCACUACUACCCUCCUCACCAGCCGCCUCCCCACCACCAUACCCAGCGCCCUCUCCACCACCACCAGCCCUCGCUGAGCCACGUCCCCCGCACCCACACCUACUACUCCCAAGACAUGGCCGCCGCCGCCGCCGCCCACGUCCAGCAGCGUCCGUACCAGCCCGCACAGUCCCCCGCCGCCACCCCGUACUCGUAUCUCCCCCACACAUCGCCCCCCUUGCCCCCGCACCACCAGCAAUCGCCCGCGGAACACCACAUAUCCGUCCUUCGCGACAGCCCGCACCCGGAGUACUACCCCAGCGCUGCAGAUCUCUACAAUCGCGUCCAAACAUCCCAGCAAUCGCUCUCCUCGCCUCCGUCACCAGGUGCAGACUCUGCUUCCAGCCAGGGCGGCGCGGGGGCCAACCACUACCCCUCAUCCAGUGGCGUGCCCCGGCUGCCACCGAUCUUGCAGGUGGAGAAGCAGCAGGUCACCACCUCCGCGACCCAGCUGGCCAGUGCCACCAGGCGGAAGAACGAAGCCCACUUCGUCUGUCCAGUCCCAGGCUGCGGAAGCACCUUCACUCGCCGCUUCAACCUCAGAGGUCAUCUACGCUCACACACGGAGGAGAGACCCUAUGUUUGUGAAUGGCCGGGUUGCAAAAAGGGCUUCGCUCGCCAGCACGACUGCAAACGCCAUCAGGCUCUUCACAGUGCCAAAUCGCAAAAUAAUCUAUGCAGGGGCUGCAAAAAGACUUUCAGCCGCUUGGACGCGCUUAACCGGCACUUAAGGUCUGAAGGAGGCGCAGAAUGCAGACAAUACCACCAGCGAACUGCCCCAUCUACCUCUAUACUAGCCGAUGAUCAACGUCCCGCGGAUUCAUGA
Pleurotus ostreatus (oyster mushroom) is the source of this 3537-nucleotide messenger RNA. RefSeq lists its product as uncharacterized. Bases 1 to 3537 code for a protein of 1178 amino acids. Gene Ontology annotation, biological process: triglyceride catabolic process. The transcript is spliced from 15 exons. Lineage: Eukaryota; Fungi; Basidiomycota; Agaricomycetes; Agaricales; Pleurotaceae. The record is from RefSeq and is a predicted model, not a curated record. Gene Ontology annotation, cellular component: cytosol. Gene Ontology annotation, molecular function: triacylglycerol lipase activity; sterol ester esterase activity.